This is a messenger RNA of Gadus macrocephalus (Pacific cod), 1352 nucleotides long. Its product is annotated as heart- and neural crest derivatives-expressed protein 1-like. The transcript has 2 exons. Gene Ontology annotation, molecular function: DNA-binding transcription factor activity, RNA polymerase II-specific; RNA polymerase II transcription regulatory region sequence-specific DNA binding; protein dimerization activity. The coding region runs from base 395 to 931 and encodes 178 amino acids. The record is from RefSeq and is a predicted model, not a curated record. NCBI's taxonomy places the organism in Eukaryota, Metazoa, Chordata, Actinopteri, Gadiformes, Gadidae. Gene Ontology annotation, biological process: heart development; regulation of transcription by RNA polymerase II.
GGCCUCGGAUCCAGAGCUCACAUUUCUCACGGAUGACGAGCAACCGCGAUACCCGACGUUUGGAAUCUAAAAUCGCACUUUCCUGUUUCAUUUUUGACUUUUGACUUCUCCUAUCCUUUCGUUUUUUCGUUAAAGUGAAUCCAAGUGUGACUUUUGCCUGACUGAAACUGAAACUGAAAGGCAGUCUUUACUUUUAUCCAACCGGUGAUUCGGUGAAGGAUGACGUUGGUCCUGCGGUGAAGCGGCUCGUGCCUGCAGAGUCCUCUCGUGUUGGAUGUCAUUCUGGUCCACAGUGGUUCUCGUGAGCUCGUCUUCCCGGCAGCAGAUGAGCCUCGCGGCCUGACCUCUCAGAGAGACCCCGUGAUCAGCAGGUCAGUGAUCGAUCAGAUCCGCCAUGAACGUGAUCGGCAGCUACCAGCAUCACCACCUCAUGCACGAGACCUUCCCGUUCGUCCCGCGGUGCGCCCAGGAGCCCUACCUCCACAGCUGGGGCCCCCAGGCCUACCCGGCCGAGGCCGUGUACGGGGGGCCCCCGGGGGGCCACGACGCCCCGCUGGAGGGGCUGUCGGCCCGUGGCGGCACGCGCCGGCCACCGGGGCCCAAGAAGGAGCGACGGCGGACAGAGAGCAUCAACACGGCCUUCGCGGAGCUCCGCGAGCGGAUCCCCAACGUGCCCGCGGACACCAAGCUGUCAAAGAUCAAGACGCUGCGGCUGGCCACCAGCUACAUCUCCUACCUGAUGGACGUGCUGGCUGCGGACUGCGGCCACGCCGAUGGCUUCAAGGCGGACAUCAAGAAGUUCGACAACCGAGAAACCAAGCGCAAGCGAGAACUGAGCGACGGGCUGCAGGAGUCGGCGGCGGGGGAGAAGCGUCUGAAGGGCCGGACGGGCUGGCCGCAGCAGGUCUGGGCGCUGGAGCUCAACCCGUAAAGCCCGGGAGAAGUCCUGAGCGGGUCUGGGCCCUGGACCUCACCUCGAGGGGACCAUGGGCAGGACUGGCCUCUGGACCUCAGCCCGUGAGGACCUGAGCGGGGCUUGGCCCUGGAGCUCAGACCUAGGGGACCCGGGGCCCACACUGUAGGGUUAUGAAGGAGGCAGGCGCCUGGUCCCUGACCGGAGAGACACUGAGACCUGGUGAUGAUAUCGGAGACUGUCCGUCCUGUUGCUGUUUGAUGUUGGAUCUACCUCAGAAAUAUCGUCCGUUUAAGAAGAUUUAAUCCAUUAGGACUUUUAGGCUUCGAGAGAUUGGACGAAUAGAACAACGUAUUCAUUAUACAUGCUGUAUGGUUAUAAUAAAGGAUUGUUAUCGUUAUUAUAUUAUAAUAAAUUAUAAUAAAGAUUUAAUUUAGGA